UGAGUUAAAGACUGACAUGAAGGCCACUUUAGAAACUCGUCAGACUGAGGCGUACUAUAAAAUUAACCAGGUUUAAUUCCUUUAUUCUUUCAGACUAGUUUUGCAGCUCUCCCAUUGUUUUGAUACAAUACAUCCCAAAGCAGUGAAACGUAUAAAUGAUGCUGAAGUAAAGACUGACAGCUGUCGGCAUCAUGUUCUCCACUACACUGGUCGUUCUGCCGCUGCUGUGGCUCUCACUGGCCUCUGCAACUCACUUCCUUGGAGGGGUUGUGAACUACAGAUACAAAACUCUCAGCAAUGGGAGGAUUGGGGUGGAACUCAGGAACAAGGCAACAUUCCACUCAUGUCAAUACCAAUAUGGAACUUGUUAUGGUAACUUGAACAGCUGUGGGAUCAAUGACCAAAUAGACAUGGGUGUAAUUGACACCAGCGACAAUGGCCCCCCACUUUCAAAUGGGUGGUGUCAAACAGAAACAGUUGUUACCCAGGCCCUCUCUAGCGAUAAACCCUUCCAAACCAGGGAAUACAGCUGCUGUUGGAUCUAUGAGUACCCCAAUUUUACAUCUCCAGAGUGGAGUGUACUGUCAAAUGUGGAUUUGGGCAAAAGAUCAGACACUAAGAAGCCAAAUAACUCCCCUGAUAUUGCCGUUCUCCCUUUUCUGCGGGUUCCUCAGAACUGCAGACGCACCUACAAACCCAUAGCCUUUGACCCUGAUAGAGAUGUUGUUCGAUGUCGAUAUGGAAAAAAAAUGACUGCAGAAUGCGGUGGCUGUACAAGACGUGGGGGAUUCUACUUAGAUGAGGCUACAUGCACACUGGACUAUAUGGCUUCUGGAAUCGAAGGCGUCCAUGAAUUUGAAUUGGUGGUGGAGGACUUUCCACGACAGAAUGUUAUGCUCUCUUACUCUGAUGGAACCACGUCUUACAAGUAUCCAUGGAUUGCACGAAGAAAGAGAGCUGAUCCGACUACUGUCCGUACUACUACUACUACUGUCCCUACCACACCCAUUACUAAACCUGCCACAACUACGGCAAUACCAUGGUGGUACUGGUGGUAUUAUUACCACUAGCACAACCAUCGCCUACUACUACUACGACUCCCACACCCACUACUUUACCAUUCUCGAAGACUGCGCUCAGUUUGCUGCCUAUGCAGUUUGUUGUUCUCGUGGACCCACCUGUUCCCACUUGUGCUGAAGGAUAUUAUCUGCCAAAGUAUGUUUCCCCAACACCCACAGACGGAGAGGUCAUUCUGGCAGAAGCUGGAAAAGAAGUAGAGAUAAAAAUCAAGGCUGAAGCUCUUUAUUCAAAAGUUCAUGACCUUAUAAUGACCGGGCCGCUGAAUAUCACCAAGCACAGAACCACUGGAGAUGAGUUCACCAUCAGAUGGACUCCUACUUCUGAAGACAUCGGAGACUAUUUUCCAAUCUGCUAUGCUGUUGAAUUUAAAAAUGGAUCUUCCGAUUUCCAAACUGAGAUGAGAUGUGUGGUGGUGAACGUUACAAAAGAUGUAGUGAACACAGUGGUCACCUGUCUGGAGUCUUCCAUGAUUGUGGAGGUGGAGAAAGCCACAUUGCCUCCACUCCGUUAUGAAGAUCUGCGUCUGUCUGAUCCCAGUAACACAGCCUGCAGCCUCAACUCCAACAGCACCCAUAUAGUCGCCAUAGUGCCCCUCAACGCCUGUGGCACCCAGAUCGAGGAGGAAAACGAUGAUCUGCUUUUCAAGAAUGAGAUCACCAUAAUGGACAGUAGCUCUGUCCUCAUCACCAGAAGACACCAGCUGGAAAUCAAGUUCUUCUGCCAGUACUCCAAAAGAGGAAAUGUGAAAGCCACCUUCAAUGCUCACAGACAGAAUGUGACAGUGUGGGACAAAGGCUUUGGGAAAUUGAACUAUGGCUUUGAGUUCUUCCCAGAUCAGAGGUUUGUCUCCAGGAUCGAUCCCCAGUUCUACCCUCUGGAGUAUGUCGUGGGUGAUCGCAUCUUCAUGGAGAUCGAUGCAUCAGGUCUACUCAACAACACAGAGCUGUUUGUGGAGUCCUGCAAAGCUGCACCCUAUGACAACCCCAAUUACCCUACUCCCUACAGCCUCAUUGAGAACGGCUGCAACUCAGACUCAACACUGAUCGUCUAUCCAAGAAGUCACAGCAAACAAUUCAAAUUCAGCUUUGAGGCCUUUAAGUUCAUUGGCCUUCAUGACCAGGUCUACAUCAGCUGCUCGGUGUUGCUGUGUGAAGCUGGAAACCCAUACACUCGCUGCGCUCAGGGAUGUCUGCCCAAUGCACCAAGUAGAGUCAGGAGAGAGGCCACCAUUGAGUCUGGAGUCCACUAUGUGUCCCAGGGCCCACUGCGCCUCAAGAGAUCUGUGCAGGCAGAAAACACAGGCCUGAACUUGAACCUCAACCUGGCCUUCAUCGCUGGCUGUGCUCUGGCCGCUGUGGGGAUGAUCUGUGGAGUCGUCUUCUACAAAGCCAAGAAAUCAAGUGUCAAUUACUAAGUUCUGCCUUCAGACGAAAACUAGAAACACCACCUGCAGAUGCAAGAAACACACUGCACUAUUAGAAUACGGUGAUUAAUGAAGAAUUAUGGGUGAAGGAUUUUAAUGUUUUUUUUUUUGUAAUUUUAUUUUGUACAAUGUGAUAAAUUAAGAUUAAAAAUUAGAA
Messenger RNA from Boleophthalmus pectinirostris (great blue-spotted mudskipper), 2660 nucleotides. RefSeq names its product ZP domain-containing protein-like. NCBI's taxonomy places the organism in Eukaryota, Metazoa, Chordata, Actinopteri, Gobiiformes, Gobiidae. The coding region runs from base 1040 to 2494 and encodes 484 amino acids. The record is from RefSeq and is a predicted model, not a curated record. The transcript has 13 exons.